GGAGGGGGAGGCGGGGGAGAGCCCACCGAAGCAGCCAAUCCAGCUGUCCCGGGGAGGAAGAGGAGGAGUCAGGGCCCGCCCCGGGACUCUGCACUGCUCACUCCCGCGCCGUGUGGCUGUCCCCGCUGCCGCUCUGUGGUCUGCUCGGUCCCUGUGGCCCCGCGCGCUCGCCCACUGCAGUCUCCCCCAAGCAGACAUGGCCUCGAGCGCCGCCACCGCCGCCGUGAAGAUUGGAAUAAUAGGUGGAACAGGCCUGGAUGAUCCAGAAAUUCUAGAAGGAAGAACUGAAAAAUAUGUGGAUACUCCAUUUGGCAAGCCAUCUGAUGCCUUAAUUUUGGGGAAGAUAAAAAAUGUUGAUUGCGUCCUCCUUGCAAGGCACGGGAGGCAGCACACCAUUGUGCCUUCCAAAAUCAACUACCAGGCGAACAUCUGGGCUUUGAAGGAAGAGGGUUGUACACAUGUCAUAGUGACCACAGCAUGCGGCUCCCUGAGGGAGGAGAUUCAGCCUGGUGAUAUGAUUAUUAUCGAUCAGUUCAUCGACAGGACCACCAUGAGGCCUCAGACCUUCUAUGAUGGAAGUCAUUCCUGUGCCAGAGGAGUGUGCCAUAUUCCUGUAGCGGAGCCUUUUUGCCCCAAAACGAGAGAGGUUCUCAUCGAGACUGCUAAGAAGCUGGGACUCCGGUGCCACUCAAAGGGGACAAUGGUCACAAUUGAAGGACCUCGUUUUAGUUCCCGGGCAGAAAGCUUCAUGUUCCGCGCCUGGGGGGCAGAUGUCAUCAACAUGACCACAGUUCCAGAGGUGGUUCUUGCCAAGGAGGCAGGAAUCUGCUAUGCAAGUAUUGCCAUUGCAACAGAUUAUGAUUGCUGGAAGGAGCACGAGGAAGAAGUUUCAGUGGACCGGGUCUUAAAGACCCUGAAAGAAAAUGCCAAUAAAGCCAAAAGUUUACUUCUGACUACCAUACCUCAGAUAGGGUCCAUGGAAUGGUCAGAAACCCUCCAUAACCUGAAGAAUGUGGCCCAGUUUUCUGUUUUAUUACCAAGACAUUAAAAUAGCAUGGCUGCGCAGAAGAAAAGAAGACUUUCUAACUCCAGUUGCUUUGAGAAUUCUUGCUUCACUUGAAAAAAACAUGCAGCUGUUAUGCCCUUGCCUGCGGAAGAAGAGGUGGCAAGACAAGACAUUGUAUGGGUGAGACACUUCUAGAAGACUUGAACUGCUUCACAACACAGAAGAAAAGCAAAUGACCAGCAAACAUGUGGGGGGGAAAUUUACAUUUUAGAAAAAAAACCAAGAAGAUACCACUCUUCUCUCCCUUUAUUAAAUUUGCAACAAUAAAGGGUUAUGGGUAAUAUCCAGUUUCCUGUGUUGUCAAGGAAUAUGAGGAAGAAAUGGGACUUUAGUUGUUUAUUGAUAUGACUGUAAAUUGCUACAGUGUUUCUGGAGGGCAGUGUGGUAAAAUGCAUCGAAUAGCUUAAAAAUACUUCUGUACUUGUGCUGGGUACUCCUAGGAAUUUCUCUUUAAAAAAUUAUCAGAUACAAAGAAUUUUGUGUUAUAAUAGCAAAUAUUUAAAAUAAUCUGAAUACUCAACAAUUGGAGGUGAUUUGGGUUAUAAUUAGAUUGUGAAUCAGCCAACUGAAAAUCCUUUUCACAUAAUAUUUCAGUGUCCUAGAGAAAUGGUUGCUCUAUAAUAUGAAAUGAAAAACGGGAUAUGUAAGCAUUUUACAGUAAUGGUUUUGUUUUAAAAUGCUGUGAAAAUGUACAAAGAGACUAGAAAGAAAUAUAUAUAAUCUUGCUGUUGU
Propithecus coquereli (Coquerel's sifaka) is the source of this 1798-nucleotide messenger RNA. RefSeq names its product methylthioadenosine phosphorylase (gene MTAP). The record is from RefSeq and is a predicted model, not a curated record. The transcript has 8 exons. Bases 197 to 1048 code for a protein of 283 amino acids. Gene Ontology annotation, biological process: nucleoside metabolic process. Lineage: Eukaryota; Metazoa; Chordata; Mammalia; Primates; Indriidae. Gene Ontology annotation, cellular component: cytosol. Gene Ontology annotation, molecular function: S-methyl-5-thioadenosine phosphorylase activity.